UUACCCCAAGGAUCCUGGAGCUUCAGCAGAAUGGUGACAUGGACAUCCUGAAGCACAAAUGGUGGCCAAAGAAUGGCCAGUGUGACCUGUACUCCUCAGUGGACACAAAGCAGAAAGGAGGUGCCCUGGAUAUAAAGAGCUUUGCAGGAGUCUUUUGUAUCCUGGCGGCUGGAAUUGUCCUCUCCUGCUUUAUAGCCAUGCUGGAGACGUGGUGGAACAAGAGGAAAGGCUCCCGGGUCCCAUCGAAAGAGGAUGACAAGGAAAUUGACCUGGAGCACCUCCAUAGACGUGUAAAUAGCUUGUGCACAGAUGACGACAGCCCCCAUAAACAGUUUUCCACCUCGUCAAUUGACUUGACCCCUCUGGACAUUGACACUUUGCCAACACGACAAGCCCUGGAGCAAAUCAGUGAUUUCAGGAACACUCAUAUCACCACAACAACCUUUAUCCCAGAGCAGAUCCAGACUCUUAGCCGCACACUGUCAGCUAAAGCUGCCUCUGGUUUCGCUUUUGGCAACGUGCCUGAGCACCGAACUGGCCCAUUUAGGCACAGGGCACCUAAUGGGGGCUUUUUCAGGAGUCCUAUAAAAACAAUGUCAUCUAUUCCUUAUCAACCAACUCCUACCCUGGGGCUCAAUCUGGGUAAUGAUCCAGACCGAGGCACCUCCAUAUGAGCAUCCAACAAAAUCUCUUCACUGUUUCUUUUGUAGGACUCCCUCUGCAAGGAGCAACUCUAAAAUUGUGGGACUAACAUGGAUGUAACACUUAAAAAAAAAAAAAUCAGGAUUAUUAGUAACAAUUAUAGUUCUUUCUCUCCACUUUCUCCCUCUUCUCUCUCUUCUAUUUCUUUCUCUUUUUCCCUCUCUUUCUGUACAUUUCCCUCCACUUUUUUUCAUUACUCAACUUGUUCCCCCAGAAUAUAGUAUACUAGGAUCCUAUUAGUCCGCUUUUCAUAUACUGUACUUCAAGUAUAGGAAAUGUGCACUGAGUAUACUAAAAGUAUAUGCAGGAUUAAUUUUACAUAAAGGCCUCUUACGUAACAUUUCUCUAUUUUUAAAAAUAUAAUUGCAAUAACUUCAGUCUUUUUACAUUCUUCUGCUGCAUCCAUACAACGCUCCACUGUUGUUGAGUGUCCUUUAACUGUGGACCAAAGGCAACCCCUGCAGUGUUUAUAAAAUAAUUUAAAGACCAUUCAGGCCACAUAAUAUGAGAAUGCAAUUUUGUAGGAUUACAAAAAAGCCAUUAAUAUGCCAGUCAAGACUACAGUUAAAACUACUCUCGCACUGCAACAGUGCAUAUGACCUUUAUGUGAUUGUACAGUAUUAAAAGUUUUUUCUUAUGUACAGUAAACUUUAUCAUAUGGCAGAAGCCUCUAUUGUGUUAAAUAAAUUAGUAUCUCAUCUAUAUAUACAUAUAUAUGCACCUAUAUAAUGUGUAUAUAUAUUAAAGGGCGGCCAUUGCUAUUGCAAUUCAUUUAAUAAAGCUUUAGUUUAAAAAAAAAAAGCAUUGUAUACAGGAACUAUGUAUAGUGCAGGGGGUCUUUUCAGUUAGAAAAGGCAGGUUGCUUUAAUGUUCUUCUGACUCGUAUUGUUUGCCAACAGAGAAUAUUUUAUACUUUUGUUAUUAAAACAUCCAGGGCGAUUUAGUAUUUGUUCCUAGAUGUAACUCCUUUGAGUAGGUUUUGCAUUUGUUACUCAGCAGUGUAUAAAGCUAACCUUGAUAAUUUUACUUUUAAUGAAUAUCUAAAUGGAAAAUGCUAUUAGCCAGACCACGUCCACAGCAGCACAUAGAGCUCUAGAAGAGUUGAAACGUAGAUCAUUGAAGGUUAAUAAAUUCUCUUCCAAAGCAGAAAGCCAAUCGAUACAGCUGUAGUUGGGGAGAGGUGGGAGCCCUUAUGAAAUAUUGAUGUGGCCUUAAUUACUGUCCUACAUUAUCCUAAAGAAGAAAAUAUAAUGACCAUACUGGGCUCUCGACUUAACCCCGCCCCCCCGCCUUUUUAUUCAGUUCUAUUUGGAGGAGUUAUGUAUUUUUUACAUUAGUGCCAAGUGUAUAGGAGGAUGACAGCAAAAACAGUGCCUCUUUGUGCACGAUCCUUUUAAAGUAGCAUUCUUACCUGUUAGAAAUAGAGAAUGAACUUUGUUUGUAAUCCUUAAAUCAAAACGUGGUAAGUAGGAAGCAAGAACUUAUCCUGUGUUUUUACGCAGCCAUACACUUAUUUUAAUCUAAUUCAUUCCGUAGCUAGGAUUGAUAUAGGAAUCAACCUAUGUGAUUUGCUUUAGGAGAAAUUAAAAGGUAUAUUCUUAAGGUAUAUUAUAUUUUGAUGCUAAUUCUGUUCUGGGGAGCAUCUUGUACUGUCACUGUUUUUGUACUAAAUCUUCAAAUAUUGUCUACUGUGUAAGGCAGAAAAUUUUCUUAUCAUGCAAAAACCAUUUUGUUUCCAGGGUAACAAGUACCUAAGUGCAUGCACGACUUGUUUUCCCUUGUAACAUUCAUGAUCUCAUUCACAACACUGAUUUUAAAACAAAACAAAAAAAAAUUCUUUACAACAAGCUAUAUAGGGACAUACCAGAUGUUGCAGUGAUUUUAGCUAUCAACAAACUGUUAACCAUGUACAAUACUUAAAAUAGGCCUAUUUUGAUGUAUUGCCUAUUAUACGAAUACACAAAACACUUUUUGGAGGCCUCAGUUAUGAGUGGCAGAGCUUUCUGUGUAUAAUUUGUCUAAAUAAUUUGUCUAAUAAAAAUGUUUUCUAAA
Molecule: messenger RNA, 2754 nt
Organism: Leptonychotes weddellii (Weddell seal)
Lineage: Eukaryota; Metazoa; Chordata; Mammalia; Carnivora; Phocidae
Source: RefSeq, a predicted model, not a curated record